Messenger RNA from Anoplophora glabripennis (Asian longhorned beetle), 1872 nucleotides. RefSeq names its product UDP-glucuronosyltransferase 2B37. The coding region runs from base 222 to 1763 and encodes 513 amino acids. The record is from RefSeq and is a predicted model, not a curated record. The transcript is spliced from 5 exons. Gene Ontology annotation, molecular function: UDP-glycosyltransferase activity. NCBI's taxonomy places the organism in Eukaryota, Metazoa, Arthropoda, Insecta, Coleoptera, Cerambycidae.
UCGACAGUGGCAGAGAUAGACACGCCGAAGAGCCCAUGUGAUGCGAUAUACAUAAUUAUACAAAAGCGUAGUGCCGAUCACGAGAAAAGUGAAAUUAAGUUUUUCCUUUUCCAUACCAACCAUUGUGUAUCAGUAAUUUAGUCUAGAACAGAUAAUCAGGCAUCACAGAAGGGGCAAAUCAACAGUGUCAUCGUCACAACGUCAGUAAAGCAGUCUAAAUCAUGCGGCAUACAUUUCCCGUGCUUGUUCUAACAGCCAGCGCAUUAGUUACUCUAAGCCAUGGGGCGAAAAUCCUGGCCGUUUUCUCGAUGGGUGCUCACAGUCAUUUUACCCUGGGGUUCCGGCUGGCCAAAGAACUGGCAGACAGAGGUCACGAGGUGACACUCAUCAAUGCUUAUCCGCAAAAGAAGCCCAUUAAAAACUUGAGGGAGAUCUCAGUCGCCGAAAUUAAGGGAGAUUUGGAAGAGAAAAAGAAACAACUUUACGAAAUGGGCACGAUGUCGUACAUCGGACAGUUGAAAUGGGUAUCCGAUUUCGGUGCUUCUUACACCGAGAGCGUUUUGAAGGUUAAGGAAGUCCAAACGCUUCUCCAAUCCAAUGAACAAUUCGACCUUGUGCUAAUAGAGCACUUCAUGAACGAAGCCAUGGCGAUAUUCCAGCACAAAUUCAAAUGUCCUUCAGUUAUUCUGGCGCCUGGUCCUCCAACGGUCUUCAACAACCACCUCUUCGCCAAUCCCUCCCAACCUACAUACGUUCCCAACUUACUAGCAGACUUCGGGUCAGACAUGACAUUUUGGGAAAGAAUACUCAACGUCUACUAUGACAUUGUGGGAGAACUAUACGUUCAGCUCGUAAGUAUACCAAACCAAAAUGAUAUUUUACAAAGGACUGUACCUGGAGCGCCUUAUCUUAGAGAUAUCCUGUACAACGCCAGUUUCCUUCUCCUUACCUCUCACGUAAGCGUAAGGGACCCUUCCCCGCUUCAACCUAACAUGAAGGAAAUAGCAGGUUACCAUUUGUUACCCCCUACACCUCUACCCAAAGAUAUUCAGGAAUUUUUGGACAGCGCUAAGGAUGGAGCCAUAGUUUUCUCUAUGGGAUCUAAUCUGAAGAGCGCUGACUUUACCCAGGCGAAAAAACAGGCCGUUCUUAAAGUAUUUUCCAAAAUGAAGCAGAAGGUGUUGUGGAAAUUUGAAACAGAGUUACCCGGCAAGCCCGACAACGUAAUGAUAUUGAAUUGGUUGCCUCAGCAAGAUGCUCUAGCUCAUCCAAACGUCGUGGCCUUCAUCACCCAUGUGGGAUUACUAGGAAAAAUAGAAGCAAUCUAUCAUGGUGUUCCUGUUUUGGGACUGCCAGUUUACUGGGACCAAAACAAGAAUAUUAAUGACGCUGUUCGUCACGGUUUCGCACUUAGCAUCCCUUUCACGCAACUCACGGAAGAGAAGUUCGAAUGGGCUUUGAAAGAGUUGAUAAACAAUCCAAAGUACAGAGACAACGCGAAAAUGCGUUCAAGGGUAAUGCAUGACCUACCUGUGAAGCAACUCGAUGAGGCGAUGUUUUGGAUCGAAUACGUCAUCAGACAUAAAGGGGCGCCACACUACAGGUCACCCGCGCUGAAUUUGAAGUGGUACCAGAGGCUACUGCUGGAUGUAAUACUCACAAUAGCUGUUGUUUUAUUUGCGAUAGUAGCAAUUAUUUCUUGUUUAGUAAAAAGUGUCUUUAGAAAUUUAGACAAAAAUGUCAAAAAAAAUAAACGAGAAUGACUUGUGGUUAAUAUAAAACUAGGAAAUUUGUAAAUGAAAUACACAGAGACUGAUGUGUAGUUAUUGCCUUCAAUGAUGAAUUCAAGUUUUAGUAAAAUUUUUAUAAAUU